CUGCACCCGACACCGCCUAUCAUCCUGAUGCUAAGGCAUGCGCUCUAAAAAUAACGAGAUUGAUGUAUUACGGAGCGCAGGUUCCAAGUUUAGAGUUGCUAUGGUUGACGGUGGCUAUUUUCUGUCAAAAUAUAACAGCAGACGUAAUAAGUUCGACCACGGAAAGUUUUUUGUGCCCGUCGGGAUGCAUAUGUCUCUCCUCCAAACAGGUACUUUGCAACACCGGUGGAUUAAAGGAAAUUCCCACGUACCUUAAUCAAGGAAUUGAAGACUUGUCAUUGUCAAAAAAUGAUUUUUCAGUAAUUGAAUCAGACGCAUUCAAGGGCUUGCGUUACUUGCGUAAGCUGAGUUUGGACAGUAAUAAUAUAACGGUAAUUAAACCGUUUGCCUUUCGUGGAUUGACGACGUUGACUGAUCUGUCAAUUCAAUACACACCUCUGAGUUACAUUGGACAAUAUUCCUUUGCGACUUUACACAACGUCACCCUUAUUCUGCUUGCGCACAACAGAAUAAAGUACAUUGAAGAAUUCUCAUUUGCCGGAACUAGUAACAUUAAGUUGAUAUUGUUAACAAAUAAUCCGAUAGUUACAAUACAGAGUAAAGCGUUCUCGGGUCUGAAUAACGUCGAACGUCUGAUAUUUCCGUCAGGAAUAAGGACAAUCGAACCCGAUGCAUUCAACGGACUGUCGAAUGUUGGUCUGCUGAAGUUGACUUUCAUGGAUUUGACUAGUCUAUUACCGUUCACAUUUCGUGGUCUAAGUCACGUUCAAUUACUAAACAUACAGGAAAGUGAUCUUGGUACUAUUAAACCGGACGUAUUUACUGACUCAGAUCAUAUUGAUAAUUUAUAUAUACUUAAUAAUAAAAUAGACUUUAUUGAAGAGCUUAAACUGACGAGUGAUAAUGCCAUUGGGGUAUUGAGGUUUCAAGGCAAUCACGUGUUGCGUGCGCCGAGAGCUAAAGACACUUGGCUGAAUGUACAUUCAAUUUCAGCUCAGAGCAAUUACUUUUCUUGCGACUGUCUUAUUCAUGAAUUAUUCGACAGUGAUUUUACAAACGGCUCCGUCCAUGAGUUUCGUAAAAAUAAUUACUGCAUAUCACCGAUGGAGUACAAUGGCAGUCCGAUGAGCGAAAUUGAUUUUGAUUUAAUAGCCAGGUGUCAUGAUAAAGUACUGCAAGAUAAUCUUGGCUCAAGUGCUCCAUCUUUUAUGCGACAUUUUAUAAUUAUCGUACUUUCCAUCUUCUACGCCAUCCAAUAAAUCGCUUUGCUUGAUAACACCUACAAUUUAUCAUCAAUCAUCAUCGUUGUCAUUAUAUAUAAUAUAUAUUUGGAUACAUUUAUAGUCUAUUUAUCUAAUAAUUUUGAAUAUCAUUUGUUCGUACACUGUAAAAAAUUUUUCGACUCGGUGUAGUGUAAAUUACUCGGUGUAGAAAUUUUUCUGUGAAAAUAACACCAAAUAUUGGGUUAAAUUUACGCGGUGUGAGUUGAAAAUUUUUACACCGUCAAGUGUGUAAGUGUAGAAUUUAUGAUAACUUUGCGUUAAGGGGGGAAGCGGGUCUGAGAUACAAAAAAAGAGCAUAUUUUUGUGAUUUUUUUUUUCAGAGUACCUUCGUUAUUAAAAUUCUCAAAAUUUGUGACAUUAUUAAGCAUCAUUUCAAGAAUGUCCUGCUAAAUUUUCAUGAAAAAAUAUUGAAAAACAAGCCAGUGGUAGUGAGGAGAGACAAGCCACCUUAAAAAAGUUUCCAUGCCGCAGGCAGGAUAACUCAUGACUGCUUCUUCUGAAAUCACAAAACCAAAAAGAUUUCUUUAGUACAUAAGUUUAUCUUGGAUUUGAACAAAGGGUUUUUUUUUCAAUAGUUACUUAUUUUUUAAUUAAACAAAAGAAAGAAUUUUUUGAUUGCAGCUUUACCAAAAAUUCAAAAAUGAACAUUUUGUUAAUUUCUUCGUUCAAAUCCAUCAAACUUAUGUACUAAAGAAGUCUUUUUGGUUUUUUGAUUUCACAUGAGGCAGUCAUGAGUUAUCCUGCCUGCAGCAUAGAGACUUUUUUUUGUGACUCGGCUCUCCCCACUACCACUCGCUUAUUUUUCAAUAAUUCUUACAGUGUAUUUAUUGCUCAUUAAUUAAAAUUAUAGUAAUACAGAAUGGUGUAAAAAAGUAGAUUACACCAUUAAAAUUACACCAUUAUUUCAAACUAGAUGACCGUGUAAAGUUCUCCGAAGCUAUUUUUACACAAAAAUUUUUGACAGUGUAUGAUCAUAAAUUUUUUAUUGAUUUAGCGAUACUAUUAAUAAUAAUUUUGUUAAUUAA
Molecule: messenger RNA, 2308 nt
Organism: Microplitis demolitor
Lineage: Eukaryota; Metazoa; Arthropoda; Insecta; Hymenoptera; Braconidae
Product: chondroadherin
Exons: 3
Coding region: 63-1259 (398 amino acids)
Cellular component (GO): plasma membrane
Molecular function (GO): protein binding
Source: RefSeq, a predicted model, not a curated record